Hemiscyllium ocellatum (epaulette shark) is the source of this 1562-nucleotide messenger RNA. RefSeq names its product serine/threonine kinase 16 (gene stk16). The transcript has 8 exons. Gene Ontology annotation, cellular component: cytoplasm; Golgi apparatus. Gene Ontology annotation, biological process: protein phosphorylation. Bases 144 to 1061 code for a protein of 305 amino acids. Gene Ontology annotation, molecular function: protein serine/threonine kinase activity; ATP binding. The record is from RefSeq and is a predicted model, not a curated record. Lineage: Eukaryota; Metazoa; Chordata; Chondrichthyes; Orectolobiformes; Hemiscylliidae.
CCUGACAGUGGCGAGCAGCGGCGGUACCUCUUUGAGCCGCCGGUAGCAGCAAGGGAGGCGUUUUGCGAUGCUGUCCUCUCCAUAAACUGACCGAUAAUGAGGAAAAUCAUCGGUACAGCAAUCUGAAGGAUGCCUCUUGGAUCAUGGGCCAGACCGUUUGCAUCUGCUCUCGUGGGACAAUCACCAUUGAUAAUAAGCGAUAUUUCUUUAUCCAGAAGCUGGACGAAGGGGGGUUCAGCUAUGUGGAUCUGGUGGAGAGUGUUCAGAAUGGAAAGUUCUACGCCCUGAAGCGUAUCAUCUGCCAUGACAAAGAAGAUCGCAAAAAUGUGCUUAAUGAGAUGGAAAUGCAUCGGAUGUUCAACCACCCAAACAUCCUGCAUUUAGAAGCUCACUGCAUCAUGGACAAAGGGCCAAAGUGUGAGGGCUGGCUGCUGCUGCCUUAUAUUAAGAACGGCUCGUUGUGGACAGAGCUGGAGAAGCUCAGGGAUACCAAUUGUUUUAUGCCUGAAGAACGCAUAUUGAAGAUUUUCCAUGGAAUCUGCGGGGGACUCAAAGCCAUCCAUGAGAAGGGUUAUGCCCACAGGGACUUGAAGCCCACCAAUGUUCUCUUAGAUGACAAUGGGCAACCUCUGCUGAUGGAUCUGGGAUCAAUGAACAAGGCAAGAAUUGAAGUGAAAGGUUCACGGGAAGCUAUGACAAUCCAGGACUGGGCAGCCCAGCGUUGCACCAUAUCGUACCGAGCUCCUGAACUCUUCAACGUGGCAAGUCACUGUAUCAUAGACGAACGCACAGACAUUUGGUCCCUAGGCUGCGUGUUGUAUGCUAUGAUGUUCCUAGAAGGACCCUAUGAUGGCAUCUUUCACAGGGGAGACUCUGUUGCCUUGGCUGUACAGAAUGAAAUAUCCAUUCCAGAGGGCUGCAGGUACUCACAGACCCUGCAGCAUCUGCUAACCUCUACAAUAGUGACUAACCCACAAGAGAGACCAAAUAUUACCUGGGUCCUGAACCAGACCAAACAAUUACUGCGGAUAGAAGCUGUCGAGGAGACUAAACUGGCUUGAUUUCAGCAGCACAGAUGUGAAUGGCUCUGUCUAACCUGCAAGUGCUCUGGUUUCUCAGCUGUUGGACCUCGGACACUGCUGUACAAUGUAGCAAAAACCCUACCCUCAGCAACUGCGGUAGUGGACCAGGACAUGACGUCGUGUUCAUUCUGCUCCUGAAUCAUUUAUGCUUGGCUCAACAUUGAAGGGCAGGGAGAAAGAAUUGCUCAUGUUUUUUUCUUCUAUUCAAAGGCAAUCAGUUGCUCAUUUUGCUCCCGUAGCUCUCCCUGUUCUUUUUCACGUUCUUGCAUUUAUAUUGAUCGUUGUCCACCAAAUCCACAACUACCUUCUUUCUUAUGUUGAAGAACGUUGGAAUGUCCUGGAUAGUUUUACUCCUUCUGUGGCAAAAAGGAGGCGGGGUAUUUGUUGGUAAAUGAUUUCUUGACCAUCCAUUUAUUUAUUAUUUGUGGCAACGGUAAUUUCGGCUCUCAUUAAAACACGCUGUGUUCGGCAUACCUUCAA